UUCUGGUGCACUGCGACCAUAUGUAUGACAUAUUCGGCUUUACGGUAUGAUAUUUGUAUUUGUGUUUGCUACCGUUACAUCCGUGUUCGUAUCUUUCGUUGAUGGAGCUGGAUAUCUACAAAUACGACCUCCCUCAGCUGAAAAAUGUUGCUAUGACAACAUAAACAUUGCUCAUUUCAGCUAUGAAAGGGAUCUAUGCGAAGGACCAAACGUUUGGUGCAGAAUACACCCGUGUUGGACGACAUGUGGGUCACAAAGGAGACAAUCACCUAUCAACAUCAACACAACAGAGACUUAUUAUAAAAGGCAUUCAAGGCUUAAGUUUGAUAAUAUUGACAAAAGAGUUCCUGCGAAUAUUAAAAACAAUGGUCAUUGCCCGGAUUUUAAUGUUGACGGAGAAUUUGAUGACGAAAUAACUCUAUGUAAUGUCCCUGGAAGACCAAAAGACAAAGAAUAUAAUUUUGCCCAGUUGCAUAUUCACCUUGGACGAGACAUAAAUAAGGGUUCUGAACAUUGUAUUGACAACAAUUUCAAACCUAUGGAGGCUCACAUGGUGUUUUACGACAGUGACUAUGAUGAUGUUGGUGAAGCUAAACCACAGAAAAAUGGACUGGUAGUGUUAAGUGUUAUGAUAGAGGUAAACGGUAACUCACACGAAAAAAAUAAAUGUGGGGUUGAUGGGAAGUGUAAAGUCAGAUUUGCAAAAAAGCUUAGUAAACUAAUGGAAAAGUACUAUACAACAGUGCGAGAAUAUCCUACCGAAUCAAUACCUGCUGCUUUCUUUGACAACCUGCGUUCUCCUCGUAGAAACAAUUGUACGAACAUUAAAUGUGGUCAGACGCCAAGUCCAGACUUCAUACAACAGAGAUGCGAAAAAGAACAGCAAAACGACAGAACCGUUAGAGUUACAGAAGGUAUUUCUCCUCUAGAUGUCCUUCCGUAUGACAGAGAUCGAUUCUACACGUAUGCAGGGUCUCUAACUACACCUCCAUGUUAUGAAACUGUACAAUGGGUUGUUUAUAAAUGCCCAAUUAAAGUUUCUAGCAAGGCUUUUAGAAUGUUACAGUUGGUGCAAGAUUCAAAUCAUUUCCCCCUUACGCAUCUUGGUGUACGGAGACCGAUACAGAAAAAUAAGAAAGUAGUUGUUUACCAAAGUUUUAAGAAUUAAAAAAAUAUGAAAUAAAAAC
Mytilus trossulus (common blue mussel) is the source of this 1187-nucleotide messenger RNA. RefSeq names its product nacrein-like protein. The record is from RefSeq and is a predicted model, not a curated record. Gene Ontology annotation, molecular function: carbonate dehydratase activity; zinc ion binding. The coding region runs from base 47 to 1168 and encodes 373 amino acids. The transcript has 9 exons. NCBI's taxonomy places the organism in Eukaryota, Metazoa, Mollusca, Bivalvia, Mytilida, Mytilidae.